Molecule: messenger RNA, 1668 nt
Organism: Dicentrarchus labrax (European seabass)
Lineage: Eukaryota; Metazoa; Chordata; Actinopteri; Moronidae
Gene: wdr12
Product: WD repeat domain 12
Exons: 13
Coding region: 128-1399 (423 amino acids)
Biological process (GO): maturation of 5.8S rRNA from tricistronic rRNA transcript (SSU-rRNA, 5.8S rRNA, LSU-rRNA); ribosome biogenesis; maturation of LSU-rRNA from tricistronic rRNA transcript (SSU-rRNA, 5.8S rRNA, LSU-rRNA)
Cellular component (GO): preribosome, large subunit precursor; PeBoW complex
Molecular function (GO): protein binding
Source: RefSeq, a predicted model, not a curated record
UGCUCUGCUGGAGAGCCUUACUUUAGUACCACAUGGCACGACUGACUACAUGAGAGACUCAGAUGUGUUAUGAAGGAACAGAUAAAGCAUUGAUUUGUAGUGUUAGUGGAGAAAUACAGAAUUAAUAAUGUCGCAGUUACAAGCGAGGUUCUUCACGGAGAACAAAAGGUAUGUUGUAGAUGAUGUCCCUUUCUCAAUCCCUGCUGGAGCUGAAGUGCUGGACCUCAGCAAUGUCAUCAACAAACUACUGGAGGCUAAAAAUGCAUCUCACAGCAAAGUGGAGUUUGAUUUCCUGGUCAGGGGUCAGUUCCUGCGAACGUCGCUCUCCACUCACAUGGAGACAGAAGGCAUAUCAACGGAAGACGUGGUGGAGAUAGAGUACGUAGAGAGGAUCACGGCUCCAGAGCCUGAGGAGUGUAUGAUGCACGAUGACUGGAUUAGCUCCGUAGAUGCCGAUGCUGAAUGGAUCCUAACAGGGUCAUAUGACAAGACGGCCAGGAUCUGGUCAGUGGAGGGCAAGGCGGUGAUGACGGUGGCCGGACACACAGAUGUGGUCAAAGACGUAGCCUGGGUGAAAAGAGACGGUCUGACCUCUCUGCUCCUGACGGCCUCUCUGGACCAAACCGUCCUCCUGUGGGAGUGGAACUCGGAGAGGAACAAGGUGAAAGCCAGACACUGCUGUCGGGGACACACGGGGAGCGUCGACACCGUUGCCACAGACCCCACCGGCUCAAAGUUCUGCAGUGGCUCCUGGGACAAAAUGUUGAAGAUCUGGUCAGCAGUGCCCACAGAUGAGGCGGACGAGGUCGAGGAGCCAGCUGACAGGCCGAGGAAGAAACAGAAGACUCAACAGCUCGGCCUCACCAGAACUCCCCUGAUGACGUUAUCCGGACACAACGAGGCAGUGUCGUCUGUCCUGUGGUGCGACAGCGAGGAACUUUGCAGUGCAUCAUGGGACCACACCAUCCGCGUGUGGGACGUCGAGACGGGAGGAAUGAAGACUACGCUGACGGGCAGUAAAGUGUUUAACUGUAUUUCCUACUCACCUCUGUGUCGACGGCUGGCCUCAGGCAGCACAGACAGACACAUCAGACUGUGGGACCCUCGCACCAAAGACGGGUCGCUGGUGCUGCUGUCUCUGACCUCCCACACUGGCUGGGUCACCGCCGUCAAGUGGGCGCCGUCACAUGAGCACCAGCUGGUCUCCGGUUCCCUUGACAACCUGGUCAAACUGUGGGACACCAGAAGCUGUAAGGCUCCUCUGUAUGACCUGGCGGCCCACGAGGACAAAGUGUUUUGUGUGGACUGGACAGAAAGUGGGCUGAUGCUGAGCGGAGGUGCAGAUAACAAGCUGUACACCUACAGAUACUCAGCCUGUCAGACAGAUGCGGGGGCGUAGGCUCCACAUUCGGACUGCAGAGAUCCACCUCGUCAAUCACUGCACUACGGACAGACCUACCGUAUAUUACACACAAUAUCAGUGUUGUGUCAGGCAGACGAAAGCAGCAGUGGUUUUGACUUCUCUACUGUACAAAACAUUGCUGGCUUUGUUUGUUGCUGUUCUGGUUAUUUUUAGACCCGCUUUCAUUUUUAUGCAUUUUUCUUAUGGAUUGUCUUUUGUUUCCCUGUAACCCCAAGAAAACUAUAAAUUAAUUUUGUCACCUAAAA